Dipodomys ordii (Ord's kangaroo rat) is the source of this 1370-nucleotide messenger RNA. RefSeq names its product renin (gene Ren). Gene Ontology annotation, biological process: angiotensin maturation. Bases 19 to 1230 code for a protein of 403 amino acids. Lineage: Eukaryota; Metazoa; Chordata; Mammalia; Rodentia; Heteromyidae. Gene Ontology annotation, molecular function: aspartic-type endopeptidase activity. The record is from RefSeq and is a predicted model, not a curated record. The transcript is spliced from 9 exons.
CCGAGACUAAGCAGCAGCAUGGAUGGAUGGGGCGGAUGCUAUCGAUGGGGACUCUUGCUGCUGCUCUGCGGCUGCGCCUUUGCUCUCCCCACAGACACCGCUGCCUUCAGACGGAUCUUCCUCAAGAAGAUGCCCUCAGUCCGGGACAACCUGAAGGAGCGGGGAGUGGACAUGGCCAGGCUCAGUACCCAGUGGAGCCAGGUCACCAAGAAGCUCUCCUCUGGCAAUCAUACCACCCCUGUGGUCCUCACCAACUACCUGGACAUCCAGUACUAUGGAGAGAUCGGCAUCGGUACCCCACCCCAGACCUUCAAAGUCAUCUUUGACACAGGUUCAGCCAACCUCUGGGUGCCCUCUACCAAGUGCAGCCCUCUCUACACUGCCUGUGAGACCCACAGCCGUUAUGACUCUGCGGAAUCCUCCAGCUACAUGGAGAAUGGGACGGAAUUCACCAUCCACUACGGCUCAGGGGAGGUCAAAGGCUUCCUGAGCCAGGACAUUGUGACCGUGGGUGGGAUCACGGUGACACAGGUGUUUGGAGAGGUCACAGAGCUGCCCCUGAUACCCUUCAUGCUGGCCAAGUUCGACGGGAUCCUGGGCAUGGGCUUUCCUGCCCAGGCUGUGGGUGGCAUCACCCCCGUCUUUGACCACAUCCUCUCCCAGAGGAUCCUAAAGGAGGAUGUCUUCUCUGUCUACUACAGCAGGGACUCCCACCUGCCAGGAGGAGAGCUGGUGCUGGGGGGCAGCGACCCCCAGCACUACCAAGGGAAUUUCCACUACGUGAGCAUCAGCAAGCCGGGCUCCUGGCAGAUCACAAUGAAGGGGGUGUCCGUGGGAUCGACCACCUUGCUGUGUGAGGAGGGCUGCGUAGCAGUGGUGGACACAGGAGCCUCCUAUAUCUCGGCUCCCACCAGCUCGCUGAGGCUGAUCAUGGAGGCACUGGGGGCCAAGGAGCAGAGCGCAGAUGAAUAUGUUGUGAACUGCAAUGAGGUGCCCACACUCCCCGACAUCUCCUUCCACCUGGGGGGCAGAGCCUACACACUCACCGGCGGGGACUACGUACUACAGGACUCCUACAGAAACAAUGACCUGUGCACAUUGGCCCUCCACGGCCUGGACAUCCCUCCACCCACUGGGCCUCUCUGGGUCUUGGGUGCCAGCUUUAUCCGCAAGUUCUACACCGAGUUUGAUCGGCAUAACAAUCGCAUUGGCUUUGCUUUGGCCCGCUGAGGCCCUUCAACUGUCUGGAUGACCUUGUCUUCUGUACAAGCAGGAAGCUGCUACAUUUUCUAGGAGGCCCCUCUGCCUAGGCUCCGCCCUCAUGUGAGGACACCGCUUAGCCCCGCCCCCCAGCACCAGCCCUUUCCUGC